AAUUCUCUACCCUGAAACUCUCUGUCCAAUCCAUCCAUUCCCACCCAAGAAAAAACCCUUCAUGGCUUCCCAAGACAUCAAGCUCAGGCCAAAGCACCACCAAGAAACCCAACCAGAACCUCAACCCUCCACAAAACAAAGAAAAACCGGCACAGCGGCGCGGCGGGGGCUCCGGUCGCUAAGCGUCGCCGUCGCAGUCCCGGUGGGUCUGACCCUACUCGACAUCUUUUUCUUCGGGUCGACCCGCCGCAAACCGUUCUACUUCCCGCCACUUUGGGCCCUGCACGGGGCCUGUUUGGCGACUUCCGCCGUGUUGGGCCUCUCCGCAUGGCUUGUUUGGGCCGAAGGUGGAUUCCACCGCCGGCCCAGCGCAUCGAUCCUCUACCUGGCCCAGAUGGCGCUGAGCCUCGGGUGGUACCCGAUUGUGUUCGGGGCGGGGGCUUUUCGGGUCGGGUUGGUUCUGUGCGGCGCACUGAUCGGGUCUCUGGUGGGUUGCACGCGUGUGUUCAGGAGCAUGAACCGGACUGCCGGGGAUUUGUCCACGGUCUGCUUAGUUUGGGCUCUGCUUGUUUCUGUUGUCAAUGUUAGGCUUCUCUGGACCACCGGAACCAAGUCUAACUAGCUAAUGUGUGCCAAAUCAAACUUUGUGAUUUCCUUUUCUAGUGAGUGUAUGCAUAUGAUAUAUGAUAUGGCUUGCAAGUUGCAAUAAAAGAUAAAUACAUAAUUAUGAUAUUGUCAAGAAA
Molecule: messenger RNA, 743 nt
Organism: Andrographis paniculata
Lineage: Eukaryota; Viridiplantae; Streptophyta; Magnoliopsida; Lamiales; Acanthaceae
Product: translocator protein homolog
Exons: 1
Coding region: 62-622 (186 amino acids)
Cellular component (GO): membrane
Source: RefSeq, a predicted model, not a curated record